This is a messenger RNA of Rattus norvegicus (Norway rat), 5278 nucleotides long. It is a transcript of the gene Usp4, whose product is annotated as ubiquitin specific peptidase 4. The record is from RefSeq and is a predicted model, not a curated record. Gene Ontology annotation, molecular function: cysteine-type deubiquitinase activity; adenosine receptor binding; identical protein binding. NCBI's taxonomy places the organism in Eukaryota, Metazoa, Chordata, Mammalia, Rodentia, Muridae. Gene Ontology annotation, cellular component: cytosol; cytoplasm; nucleus. Gene Ontology annotation, biological process: regulation of protein stability; positive regulation of TORC1 signaling; protein deubiquitination.
GGAAUCAGGGUCCUCUAGAAGGGCAAACCUUUCUUUAUCCUGAGCCAUCUUUCCAUCCCUUGUUUUGAGACAAGGUCUAAUCAGCAGGACGGGAAAACAGUCCCCAAGAAAAUGGGGCUUGAGGAGUUCUCUUUCUCUGGAAAAUGCCACUGAGGUAAAGUAGGAUCCUUGACUGUACCAUGGGGAGCAAUUUCAAGACAAAUCAGAGUAGAGCAAAGUUACCAAAAAGAUGGCUCUGGCUAACAGUACACUGUUCAUGCAGAGGACUGAGGAUGGCUCCAGCACUCCUUAGGCAGCUCACAGUCGCCUGUCACCGCAGGUCUAGGGAACACAUUCUCAACCUGUGGGCCACAGGUGUCAAAGUUCAGACAUCCUGUCUAUCAGGUGUUUACAUUACAAUUUGUAACUAGCAAAAACUACAGUAAUGAAGUAGCAACAAGAUGAUUUUAUAGUAAGGGGUUUACUACAACCUGAGGAAAGGUAUUAAAGGGUCACAGCAGAAGGAAGGUUGAGAACUGCUGUCCUCUGGCCUUGAGGGUACCUGCAUACACGUGUUGGUGUUGCAUAUACACUUUAUGCAGGGCAUACACACACACACACACACACACACACACACACACACACACAUAAAAUAAAUGUAUCUUUAAAAAAGAUCUGUACUGGGGUUGAGGAUUUAGCUCAGUGGUAGAGCGCUUGCCUAGCAAGCGCAAGGCCCUGGGUUCGGUCCUCAGCUCCGGAAAAAAAAAAGAUCUGUACUAUAAUACACGGUAGGAAGGUGUGGAAAUUGGGGUUUUGCUCGUUUGUUUUUAGUUUUUUGAAGGGCAGCUAGAAACCAAGGGUUUGCACAUGCUUGGGUAUCCUGCAAGAAGCUGUCUUACUCGGGGUUGGGGAUUUAGCUCAGUGGUAGAGCGCUUGCCUAGCAAGCACAAGGCCCUGGGUUCGGUCCCCAGCUCCAAAAAGAAAAAAAAAAAAAAGAAGCUGUUUUACUUGCCUGACUGUUACGAACAGGAUUUGCCUGAAAAGUAAAAACACACCAGUUGCCUGGGCACCUCCAUAGAUGGAUUUUUCCCUUCAGAAGAACCGUGCUUUAAACCUGCUUGAGAGUCUCUUUCUUUUUUUUUCAAGGGAAGUGUAGCCUUGGUUGUCCUAGAAUUCUCUCUGUAGACCAGGCUGGCCUCGAAUUCAGAGAUCUGCCUACCUCUGCUUCCUGAGUGCUGGAUUAAAAGCGUGCGUCGUCACCGCCCGGCAGAACACGCAAUCAUUGUUCCAAGGGAAAAAAAAAAUGCCUGGACCUCAUUCCUAUCACAGUCGACUUUGGUGGUUGCCUCUCUCGCUUUGACCUGGAAGGCUAACAGGAUUCAGUUGUUUAAGACAAACUUUGUUUUUUGAGUCUAUUUAUGACUGUUUAUUUUUAUUUUUUGCAGGUGUGGUGUUGUAUGCCUUAAAUCCCAGCACUCUGGAGAAAAAAGGGCAGACGGAUCUAAGUUCGAGACCAGCCUAGUUUACGUAAGCAGCUCCAGGACAGCCAGCUAGAAGACUCUGUCUCAAACAACAGAUUUCACUAUUGGGUAUGUCGGGAACAAAGGACAAGUUUAAGGAGUCAGUUUUCUUCUGGCACCUUUACAUGGGUUCUGGGCAUCAGACCCAGUUGUCACCCACGGAACCAUCUCGCUGGACCUUGUUCAGACAAUUGUUAAUGGCUGGACCACACCGGACAGUCCAGAUUCCAAUGUGUCUGUGUGCACCGCACCUGGCUACAGGGGCUGUCGAGGCAGUAAAUUCAAUCUCACAUUUAGGCAGUCAAGCUGAAAGCAGAAUGGAGCGGAGUGGAAACAAGAAAAGCAAGCAGCAGUCUUCUCCUGCACCGGUAUAGCAUCAGGAUAACCCCGCAGACCAGGAUGGUGGGGCCAACGCCUCUGGGUGUCCAGCCUCUUCCGUCCGCUUCUGCUCCAGGGCACAGCGCGUGGGGGCGGGGAGGAGAGGCGGAAGCCGACGGUGCCGGGCGCGCGCACGUGCGUGGUUACGUGCGUGCGUGGGCGCGGUCCUUAGCACGCCGUGCGCUAGGCGGAUGUCCGGGCCGGCUGGGCCCGGGCGGCGGACGAGAUGGCGGAAGGCCGGGGCACCCAUGAGCGACCGGAUGUGGAGACCCAGAAGACGGAGCUCGGAGCCUUGAUGGGGACCACGCUCCAGCGUGGGGCUCAGUGGUAUCUGAUCGACAGCCGGUGGUUCAAGCAGUGGAAGAAGUACGUCGGCUUUGACAGCUGGGACAUGUACAACGUGGGGGAGCACAAUCUCUUUCCUGGACCGAUUGACAACUCUGGGCUCUUCUCAGAUCCUGAGAGUCAGACCUUGAAGGAACACUUAAUCGAUGAGCUGGACUAUGUGUUGGUUCCAACUGAAGCCUGGAAUAAAUUGCUAAAUUGGUAUGGCUGUGUGGAAGGCCAGCAGCCUAUUGUCAGAAAAGUUGUGGAGCAUGGCCUGUUUGUCAAGCACUGCAAAGUGGAAGUGUAUUUGCUGGAGUUGAAGCUCUGUGAGAACAGUGACCCCACCAAUGUGCUAAGUUGCCAUUUUAGCAAAGCAGAUACCAUUGCAACUAUUGAGAAGGAGAUGAGGAAGCUCUUCAACAUCCCUGCAGAGCGUGAAACACGACUUUGGAACAAAUACAUGAGCAACACCUAUGAGCAGUUGAGCAAGCUAGACAACACUAUCCAGGAUGCUGGGCUGUACCAGGGUCAGGUGCUAGUAAUUGAGCCCCAAAAUGAAGACGGCACAUGGCCCAGGCAGACCCUGCAAUCAAAUGGAGCUGGCUUCUCUGCCUCGUAUAAUUGCCAGGAGCCCCCAUCACCUCAUAUCCAGCCUGGCCUCUGUGGACUCGGAAACCUGGGAAACACCUGUUUUAUGAAUUCUGCUUUGCAGUGCCUGAGCAACACUGGUCCACUGACUGAGUACUUUCUCAAAGAUGAGUAUGAGGCCGAGAUCAACAGAGACAACCCUCUGGGGAUGAAAGGGGAGAUUGCAGAGGCCUAUGCAGAGCUCAUCAAGCAGAUGUGGUCUGGAAGGGACACCCACGUAGCACCACGGAUGUUCAAAACGCAAGUGGGACGUUUCGCCCCUCAGUUUUCUGGCUACCAACAACAAGACUCUCAAGAGCUGUUAGCCUUUAUUCUAGAUGGAUUGCAUGAAGACCUGAACCGAGUAAAGAAGAAGCCUUACCUGGAGCCAAAGGAUGCCAAUGGGCGACCAGAUGCGGUGGUAGCAAAGGAAGCCUGGGAAAAUCACAGGCUGAGGAAUGACUCUGUGAUUGUGGAUACUUUCCAUGGCCUUUUCAAAUCUACUUUGGUUUGCCCAGAAUGUGCUAAAGUUUCUGUGACCUUUGACCCAUUUUGCUAUCUAACUCUCCCACUGCCUUUGAAGAAAGAUCGAAUUAUGGAGGUCUUCCUGGUUCCUGCUGACCCUCAUUGCAGACCUAUCCAGUACCGUGUGACUGUGCCAUUGAUGGGGGCCAUUUCUGACCUGUGUGAAGCACUCUCCAAGCUGUCUGGCAUUGCUGCAGAAAAUAUGGUGGUCACUGAUGUGUAUAAUCACCGCUUCCACAAAAUUUUCCAAAUGGAUGAAGGUUUAAGCCACAUCACGCCUCGAGAUGACAUUUUUGUGUAUGAGAUCUGCACCACUCCCAUGGAUGGCUCAGAAUAUAUCACUCUCCCAGUCUACUUCAGAGAAAAGAAGUCCAGGCCAUCGAGUACUUCCUCUGGGGCCGUGCUCUAUGGACAGCCACUUCUUGUUUCUGUCCCUAAGCACAGACUAACCCUCGAGUCCUUAUACCAGGCUGUUUGUGAACGUAUCAGCCGCUAUAUAAAGCAGCCUUUGCCUGAGGAGUUUCUCAGCUCUCCCUUAGAGCCUGGGGCCUGCAAUGGCUCUAGGGGUAGCUAUGAAGGAGAUGAAGAAGAAAUGGAUCAUCAAGAGGAAGGGAAAGAACAGCUUUCUGAAGUGGAAGAAAGUGGUGAGGACAGUCAGGGAGGGGACCCUACUGAGACCACCCAAAAGGCGAAAGGCCCGCCCCGCCACAAGAGGCUUUUCACCUUCAGCCUCGUGAACUCCUGUGGAACUGCUGAUAUCAACUCGCUGGCCACUGACGGAAAACUCCUCAAGCUCAACUCUCGAUCCACACUGGCCAUUGACUGGGACAGUGAGACCCGAAGCCUUUACUUUGAUGAGCAAGAAUCUGAGGCCUGUGAGAAGCACACGAGCAUGUCCCAGCCUCAGAAGAAGAAGAAGGCUGCAAUAGCCCUGCGGGAGUGCAUCGAGCUCUUUACUACCAUGGAGACCCUUGGGGAGCAUGACCCCUGGUACUGUCCCACCUGUAAGAAGCACCAACAGGCAACAAAAAAGUUUGAUUUGUGGUCUUUGCCCAAGAUCCUGGUGGUUCAUCUCAAACGUUUCUCCUAUAACAGAUACUGGCGGGAUAAACUGGACACAGUUGUGGAAUUCCCAGUAAGAGCUCUGAACAUGUCCGAGUUUGUGUGUGACCGGGCAGCAAGGCCUUAUGUCUAUGACCUGAUUGCUGUGUCCAAUCACUAUGGCGCUAUGGGGGUCGGUCACUAUACUGCAUAUGCGAAGAACAGACUGAAUGGGAAAUGGUAUUACUUUGAUGAUAGCAGCGUGUCCCUGGCCUCUGAGGAUCAGAUAGUGACGAAGGCCGCCUACGUGUUGUUUUACCAGCGUCGGGAUGAUGAGUGUCCCAGCACCUCCUCACCUGUCAGCUUCCCGGGUUCUGAUGGAGGGGCGAAGCUCAGCAGCUCACAGCAGGACUUGGGGGAAGAGGAGGCUUACACCAUGGACACCAACUGACUCUGUGACCUGCCACCCCACAGCACCAGUGUCCUCCCCAGAAUACCUUUGGCACUCUGAAGACCACUCGUAUCAAUCUAAACCAGAUGAAGAAAUUACCUUCUUUUAUGAGAAGAGGAAGGAAAAACAAACAAACAAACAAAAAAAAAAAAACAACCCUGCUUUCUCUGAAGGGUUCAGAGGCUGAAUUAUUUUUUUCUUUUAAACGGGUGGUGAGAUAAAAACCUGUGGAGCUGAAAUGUGGGGUGGAUUUGGUGCACAGUGGCGCAUGUCUCGCAGACUACAAAGACUGGAGAGGAACAUCCUGUGAGGAGUAGUGCAGCCAUGAAGACCCACCUGCAGGGCUGCUCUGAACUCCUGGGUUUGGGAUUCUGGUGCCCACACUGCUCACCCCAGUAGUCUGGCCACAGUAAACCAAGCCUCCAGUAAA